Messenger RNA from Nelumbo nucifera (sacred lotus), 1521 nucleotides. Its product is annotated as putative F-box protein PP2-B12. NCBI's taxonomy places the organism in Eukaryota, Viridiplantae, Streptophyta, Magnoliopsida, Proteales, Nelumbonaceae. The record is from RefSeq and is a predicted model, not a curated record. Gene Ontology annotation, molecular function: protein binding.
CAGCGUUGUGUGAGUGUGAACUGUGAAGAGAAGCGCCAUAUAUAAUAUAAAUAUACAGAGAGAGAGAGAAUAAGGUAGCAUGGUGACGGGUUUCAAUGUUCUUCCUUUAGAAUGCAUCUCCAAGAUCAUAUCCUUUACGUCUCCCCUAGAAGCAUGUAGGUCGUCGGCGGUGUCGCUUAUCUUCCGAUCAGCAGCGGAUUCGGACUCUGUAUGGGAGAAAUUUCUACCAUCUGAUUAUAAGAACAUACUCUCCAGAUCUGUUUCAUCUGUGGAUUUUUCUUCCAAGAAGGAAUUGUAUUUUCGUCUAUGUGAUGACCCCAUCCUCAUAGACGAUGGUUAUAUGAGCUUUGCGCUGGAUAAAUUGUCUGGGAGGAAAUGUUAUACACUAGGCGCAAGAAGGCUUUCCAUUGCAUGGGGAGGUUCUACUAGCAAUUGGACAUGGCCAUCUGUCCCUGAGUCAAGGUUUGGUGAGGUUGCUCAUCUGGAGGAAGUUUGCUGGCUACAAAUUGAUGGGAAGGUUGAUACGCGAAUGCUGUCCCCAGAAACAACAUACAUAGCCAAAUUUAUAUUCAAGUUUGCAGAGGGGAGCAUGGGGUUCGACUACCAACCAGUGGACGUGGUAGUGAAAUUUGUGGGAGGAGGACGAAGUGGUGUUGGCACUGGUAAGGUGCAGACCGCUUACUUGGAUCCAGAUAGCCGGAAGAAUGCGCAGUUUGGAAGGCUAAGGAAUACGGGGUUGUUUCAGAGGACGCUUAGGUUAAGCACCUCAAUAAGACCACCAAUUCCGAUUAGGUUGCCACAACAGAUGUUGGAUUUGGAGGGGCAGUUCCCUGAAGAGAGAGGUGAUGGGUGGCUGGAAGUGCAGAUGGGUGAGUUUUACAUCGGCAAGGGUGAGGAUGGAGAGGUGCAGAUGAGUCUGUUAGAGGUGAAAGGUGGUCAUUGGAAGUCUGGCCUCAAUGUUCAGGGGAUAGAGCUGAGGCCUAAGGAGACCAAAAUACCAAAUAAAUGAAAGCCUAGCUAUUACAUUAUUUUUCCUCUAGCCCUUUUGCAUUAGUUUUCAUUGUUAAAUUGGAAUGCAACUCAAAGGGGAGCAAAUGGGAACUGAUUCUCAAUGUCAGUGGAAACUUUUUAAAGCACCAUAAAAGGGGAAACAAUCUGUGAUUGUUUUUGCUAAAAAAACGAAUCUGUGAUUUCUUUUUGUUGUCUAUUGUCCUUUACACAUCAGUUCUUAGAUGAUGGUUCUGGGUCCCUACUCUGUUCUUUAUUUUAAUCAACUGUGUACUUUUGUCCUUUGAAAGAUACCGAGUCAAAUCCAGUGAAGUUGUAGGUGAUGUCGUACCUAGGUAUCUACCUACGUACUUGGACUUUGUAUGCUUGUAAUUAGAAUUGUCCGGUCGGUUGUAAGAUGUACUGUGUGUAGCUCAAAGCUAUUGGUGAGAACGCCAAUGGCCAACAUGGAGAUUAACUCAGGCGGUCGUGGUCUGUAUAAAUAUCAGCAUUAAUUUGAUCAAAAUUGUUUGU